CACACACAUACAUACAUACAUACCCCCUCCCGCUCGCCUCCUUCCCCUCCCGCUGCCCCUCCUCGGCCCCUUUCACUGCUCGCCGCUCGGCCCUGCGCCCUCGCCCCGUCUUCGGCCCUCGCCAGGGCAGCACCCGCCACCAUGGCCCACCUGUUCGACCCGACCAGCACCAUCACACAGCUGGAGCUGCACACCGUGCUGGACAAGCCCAUCCGCGAAGACCUGCUGGAUGGCACCCAGCCAUCCGACCCGCCCAGCCUCCUGGCCGAGGCGAUGUACGACCUGCAGGCCAAGCUGCAGCUUGCCACCCCGGGAACCAUCGUCCCCCGGCGCGCGUGGGCCUGCCAGCCGGGGCCGAAAUUCCUCCGGCGCUGGGCCGCGCACUUGGAAGCCGGCCCCGGGGCCGACCCCCCGAGCGAGGUGUCCCGCGUGUGGGUGGAUCUGAGCAUGGCCGACCAGGGGCGCUGCGUGUCCCCCUCCCUGGCCCUGCCUCAUGGGGCCCUGCCGGUGGAUGUGGCGGUCAACGCGCACAAGGUAUUCAAUGAUUGGCUCCGGCCGCGGCUUGGCGGCGACACGUCGCAGCAACCGGGCGCCGGCGGCUCGGUGGCCCACAAUGACGGUGGCCUGCAGGUGCGCUUCGGGAAUCUGCGCGACUGGAUCGUUCAGCCGGCCCCGGGCCCGGCCCCGGGGACCGACGCCCCGGCCAUCGCCCAACCCCCCCGGCGCUUUAUGUGGUGCGACGCCGCCCUGGGCCGGGCCUUCCACGAGUCGGAUCUCCAACGCGCACGCAACCUCGACACCCUGCCGGCCGGGUAUGGCUCCUUCGUGCGACAAGUGUCUGAGGGAUCGUAUGACUUCCUGGUGAAGGACUCCUCGCGGGUGCGGCCGCUGCUCAUUGUAGAGCUCUUCCUGGCGCCGCAGAAUGAGACUGCCGGCAUGCCGGUGUGCUCGCACUGCUUCGACAUCAUCGAGGCCAAUCUGGGGGCCGAGCCGGAGGCUUUGGCCGGGGUGUGCCACGUGUGUGCCCAGCAGUCGGCCGGGCCGAAUGGGCGCAUCCUCAACUUCCUCGGGCGCAUCCGGCCCGGAGCCGGGUCCGAGCGCGUUGUCGGUGCCGGUGGCGGCUCCGGCCCGGCCACCGGCGAGUCGGCUCGCUUCCCCCAGGACAGCCUCCGUCUCCAUGUCCAGCCCGGGGACCCGCACUUUGCCCACUGCGUCAAGCACCCGCAAGAGCGCGUGGAGCACUAUUGCAUCCCAUGCCAGGAGCCAGUGUGUCGGUUCUGUCGGCUCGGCGCGCCGGAUGCUCGAUUCGCCAUGGACACCGGGGAUUCUCGGCCGGACACACAUGCCGAGUCGCACUCGUCUGCCGGCCACCAACUGGUCAAGUUGCAGUCUCUCUAUGCGGACGUCAUCCGCCAGGCGAAGAAGCUUGAGUUGGACUUCGCCGAGCGCCGGGACAUUUUGGCCCUCGCACGAGCGCGCAUCGCCAACCGCCGGCAAAGCGUCGUCAGCAACAUCGACUUUGUCCGCAGCUCCCUGGAGAGCAUCUACCAGGCCACCAUGCGUCAGCUGGACGAGCAUCGCACCCAGAAGAUGCGCCAACUCGACGAGGAGGAGGUCGAGGUGAGUCGCUUCCUGUCGGAACUUGAUUCGCUGGAUCGUCACCUCGCCUACCAGCGCCUCGGGUAUGACAGCUGUGGGGUUUUGCAAAACUGGCCGGUUCAUCGGCAACUCCUGGCACGGGUGCACGCCCGGCCGCUGAGUGCCACCAUUCAGAAGAUCGCCGGCAAGAAUGUGGAACACCUGGCCCCGGGCUCGGGCUCGGGCUCGGGCUCGGGCCCGGUGCCGCCCGGCGCGUCGUCCGUCCAGGCGGACCUGCGCCUCGAAGGAACGGUCAAGGUAGUGGUCGACAGCCGCGUGGCCGCGCAGCAUUCCUCCGACGAGCCAUCGGGCAUCAGCUUGCCGGCGGGCCCGGGGCCGCUGGCGCUGCCCGGUGACCCUGGCAUGCCGGGCCCGGAGCCCGGGCUCGGGCCCGGUCCCCCGAGUGCCGGGGCCCGGCAGCGCCGGGGUCCCCUCCCCGGGGCCGAGCCCCUGGCACUUGACAUGUCCGGGAGUUUGGUCCCCUCGCGGCAGGUCACCUCGCUGGCCGGGCUGGCCGGGCUGUUCGGCGGGCCGGACGCCUCGGCCGAGCACGCCAGCCUCCCCUCGCCGGCUCCGUCGUUGGCCUCCGGCGGGAGCUCCAUCUUCUCGGUGGAGACCGACGCCUCGGCUGGCUCGCGGCUGUCUUGCAUCUCCCUGGCCUCGGUCAGCUCGGUGGCCUCCGGCAUGUCCAUCGGCUCAGCCGGUGGGGGCGGUGGCAGCGGCACGCCCGGGCGCGUGACGAACUUGGCCUCGCUCGCGGCCAGCAGCCACUCCACCUCCACCAGUGCAUGGACCCCGUCGGUGGUGGAGUGUCCAUCGCGCAAGGGCGGGGCUGCCAAUGGGGGCGGCAAAAUCCGGCGGAUUUUGGACGGCCUGCGGUCGGUGGCCUCCCCCGGGGCCGCCAUGGCCGUGGCUGCCUCUCGGGAUGCCACCGAGCCGCGGACCCCGCCCAGCGCCGCCGCACGCCCGGCAAGUGGCUCCGCCGCCCCCGCGGACCACGGCUCCUCCGCCCUCGGCCAUCCGUCUCCCCGGCCGGAUGUCGGGGCCCCGGGGCGCGGGCACGCCCCGGGCACUCCGGCCAGCGCCACAAAGCGCUCUCGUGUGGCGGGGGACCUGGACUCCGGUGCGCGUGGCGUGCCAGCCCCGGACCCUGGUCUGGCCUUUCAUUCGGCCGCCGAGCUGGAUGACGUUCGUGUGUCGGAUCUCUUCUUCGGCUCAUUGAACCCCGUGCGCAAGGGCGCCGAGCGGUACAACAUUUGAAUACACUCUUGGAGCUUUCGUGCCCAUCCAGCA
Messenger RNA from Fonticula alba, 2931 nucleotides. RefSeq lists its product as hypothetical. NCBI's taxonomy places the organism in Eukaryota, Rotosphaerida, Fonticulaceae. The record is from RefSeq and is a predicted model, not a curated record. Gene Ontology annotation, molecular function: zinc ion binding. The transcript has 7 exons. Bases 142 to 2898 code for a protein of 918 amino acids.